AUGACGGAAAGGGGCGAAGGACACAAACGAUCGAAGAGUGCGUUGGCCCUUGCAAUUUUACAUCGGGAUAAAUCAAAAGACAUCAACGACGAUCUGCCUGGUCGCGAAAGUGGUUCGCUUGAGUCUGGCGCGUCCUCUCCGGUUAACAGCACCUCCUCUUUCUCGCUCCUGUCACAUAAGAAUAGCAACCGCCGAAAGUCGCCCCAAGAGGCAAACUCACCUCCCAUGAACUCGGAGACAACGCUUGAGCCAGCCGGCUCCAAUCAUAGCACAGAAAAUGUCGAGAAAAUGCCUACUCUAGCUCAUUCAGCGAUUGGAAGCAUGACACUUGAACAAUCCGUGCGCACCUUUCGACUAUUCGAGAUCCUGCGGAGCGGGGACACAAAUGCGAUAUCGAAAGCGAUUAAGGAGACCAGUGAACCUCAAGGGGCAGGCGCUUUGACUGGCACAACGAUUCUGCAUUUAGCAGUUCAAUGUGCGGAGCCGCAGGUAGUCGAAUUCGUCUUGUCUAUGGGAGAUGACCUGGAUAUCAACGCCCGCGAUCGGGAUGGGAAUACCCCUCUUCAUCUUGCGGCCCAGCUAGGAAGAGGACCUCUAGUGCGCGAGUUGUUGAAUCGUCCAUCAGUGAAUGAUUCGAUCGUCAACUACCGUGGCCAGACUGCCCUUGAUGUUGCGCGUAACCCGGAAAUAUUUCAGCAGCUCCAGCUUGCAAGAUCUCUAUUUAUUGACAGCAAGACACAAGAAAUUCAGCUCCUUGUGUCUCAAGGCGAUUACGAUAAUCUUGAGAAGGUAUUGGAAGAGCCGCGCGUGGAGGGAUUAUUAGAUGUGAACAGCCUGGACUUGGUCACCGACCCGACUACCGCACAGACUGGAGGUACCUUGCUGCAUGAGGGCGCUAGAAAAAAAGAUACAAGACUCAUCCAGAUUCUACUGAUGCACGGAGCUGAUCCUUUUCGGCGCGACAAGAAAGGUAAGCUACCUCAAGAUGUUACGAAAGACGAUAAGACACGUGCCAUUGUCAAAAGAUCUCCUGCCGCAGUUAUCGCACAGCGUGGCAUUCAAGAGAAAGCCAUCCUCGGCAGCAGCCCCGCUCAAGGUGUCUCUGGACGGUCAGGCGCAGGUGAGGCGCCGCUCGCGGGCAAAGAUGCGCGUGAAAUGAGAGGCUAUUUAAAGAAAUGGACGAAUUAUACCAGUGGAUAUAAGCUGCGAUGGUUCGUGCUUGAAGAUGGCGUCCUGAGUUACUACAAACAUCAAGACGAUGCGGGCUCUGCUUGUCGCGGCGCGAUAAAUAUGAAGAUCGCUAGACUCAGCAUGGACGCGCAGGACAAGACGCGAUUUGAAAUACAUGGAAAGUCGUCUGUCAAAUAUCAUCUCAAAGCGAACCAUGUCGUGGAGGCUAAGCGCUGGUUCUGGACCCUGAACAACGCUAUACAAUGGGCGAAAGACGAAGCCAAAGAGGAACAGAAACGUCAGACAAGACAUGCUGAGGCACUUCGCCAGGCGAAGAUGGACCAGAUCGAAGGCCGGAGUCCAACAGAGACUGCAUCCGAAUCCCCGAACCUGGCCGCCACCAAGUCAAAUGGGAAAGGUCUAGCACCUCCUUCUUUUAGCGUGCCAAGUGGCAGCACUCACAGACUCACCACAUAUGCGUCUCGUACAACCCUUGACAGCGUACCUGCAGAUGAGGAAGCCUCAAUACACGGUUCUUACGACCAGAGUGUUUUGCAGAACGAGGUGAAUCGGGUGGUCAGUCAUGUGACUAGCCAGCCGGAUGGCGAAGGCGACGAGGACGAUUAUGGCGAGUAUGCGUCUAGUCGCGAUAUCAGUUCUUCGGAUAAAGAUGCGCUGAACAUCACGGCGCAAUCUGCAAAACUUCAACUCGAGAUUCUGGCCAACGUCGCCUCUGCGUUGCAAGCCGAGAAAUCUAAGGAUCCGAACGUGCCAAUCUCGGACCCCACCGUUAGCCAAGCCCUUGUAGCUUAUGAGGCGGCUGUAAGCAGCCUGCAAGGUCUGGUCCAAAACCUUCUCAAGAUAUCGCGGGAUCGCGAUUCUUAUUGGCAAUAUCGACUCAACAGAGAGGCUUAUCUUCGCAAAAUGUGGGAAGAAAGCAUGGCGCGAAUUGCACAGGAGCACGAAGAACUGCAAUCGAAGAUGGGGGAAUCCGAAGAGAAGCGCAGACGUACUAAGCGAGCUCUCAAAGAAGCUCUGGAAAGCGUGUCCGCGCGCACCAGCCGUCGUGGCAGCAAGGUUCCGUCCCGCAUACAAGUCUCUGGGGAAGACAGCCGUGUUGGCGGAGAUAAAGCAGAAGAACAAGUUGCACAGCCCGUGGAAUACGUGACGGAAUUCGAGGAGGAGGAGGAGUCUGGGAAGUCUCUGCGUCGCAAGAGGUCGGCCCUCUCUCGCAUCAGCAGUCUGUACGAUUCUGCAUCGGACGACGAUGAAGAAUUUUUUGAUGCUAUCGACGCUGGCGAGAUAGAGGUGGAAGACAUGACGACCUCGAAAUUGGUCGAGGAAGAGAAGGAAAAGCCAGAAUUAGAAAGCACGGAACUCCGAGCUGUGAAACGGAACGAGAUAGUCCCCUCUUUCAAGGGCUACGAAGAGCCUGUACGGACAAGACUCAAACUGGACAACGACAAUAGACCGAAAAUUUCCUUGUGGGGAAUUCUGAAAUCCAUGAUCGGCAAGGACAUGACAAAGAUGACUCUACCAGUAUCUUUCAAUGAGCCGACAUCACUGCUUCAACGAGUAGCGGAGGACUUAGAAUAUGCUGACCUUCUGGAUAUCGCUGCUGACCGAUCCGACUCGAUGGAGCGUUUGGUGUAUGUAGCUGCUUACGCAGCGAGCGAGUAUGCUUCAACAAUCGGCCGUGUGGCAAAGCCUUUCAAUCCUCUUCUCGGAGAGACCUUCGAAUAUGCGCGGCCCGACAAGGGAUAUCGGUUCUUCAUUGAGCAGGUUAGCCACCACCCACCAAUUGGCGCAGCGUGGGCCGAGUCACCGAAGUGGGAUUAUUGGGGAGAGUCUGCUCUCAAGUCGAAAUUCUACGGCAAAUCAUUCGAUAUCAACCUCCUUGGAACCUGGUUUCUGAAACUGCGUCCCGUGUCAGGCGGAGAGGAGCUUUACACAUGGAAGAAAGUUACCUCGUCUGUCAUUGGCAUUAUCACAGGCAAUCCCACUGUUGACAAUUACGGUCUGAUGGAAAUCAAAAACUGGACUACCGGCGAGGUUUGCUACCUGGAUUUCAAACCGAGAGGCUGGAAGGCAUCUUCUGCGUACCAGGUGACUGGCAAAGUUGUUGAUCGCGACGGAUCACCGAGAUGGAGUAUUGGUGGGCGCUGGAAUGAUAAAAUCUACGCACGCCAUACCCCUGGGUUCGAAGCGCAAGUGUCCGGUCAGGAUCCCGAAUCGGCUAAGACCUUUCUGGUUUGGCAGAGCCAUCCUCGGCCAAGUGGAAUUCCUUUCAAUCUGACACCCUUUGUCAUCACACUGAAUGCUCUUCCAGAAGGGUUGCAAGAACAUCUCCCUCCUACUGACACGCGACUCCGCCCUGAUCAGCGUGCAAUGGAAGACGGCGAGUACGACUUGGCUGCCAAUGAAAAACAUCGGGUUGAAGAAAAGCAGCGGGCGAAGCGUCGGGAGAGGGAGGCUAGAGGCGAGGAGUACCGCCCUCAGUGGUUCACCAGGGCUAAAUGUCCGAUCACUGGAGAGGAAUAUUGGGCGCACAAUGGAAAGUAUUGGGAAUGUAGAGAAAGACAUGACUGGAGUGCCAGCGAAGAUAUCUUCUGA
Messenger RNA from Aspergillus udagawae, 3783 nucleotides. Its product is annotated as OSBP family protein. The transcript has 5 exons. Gene Ontology annotation, biological process: piecemeal microautophagy of the nucleus; maintenance of cell polarity; exocytosis. Bases 1 to 3783 code for a protein of 1260 amino acids. NCBI's taxonomy places the organism in Eukaryota, Fungi, Ascomycota, Eurotiomycetes, Eurotiales, Aspergillaceae. Gene Ontology annotation, molecular function: sterol binding; protein binding. Gene Ontology annotation, cellular component: cytosol; membrane; intracellular membrane-bounded organelle. The record is from RefSeq and is a predicted model, not a curated record.